CCGCCUUCCGAUAUCCCGAUACAUAUUCAUCUCCGCCAGCAUACCACUGCUGUACUCCAGUGCACCCAGCUACACGGAGAGCAGAGGAACCGGGAACAGGGGCAGGAACUGCCACGGGCCAAGUCUCUAUCCGCCCGCGGACAUCCGCUCUAACCCUCCCGUCUCUCAUCAUCAUCAUACCACGUGCAGCGGAAGCGGAGAGCGGAGGGACCAUCCAAGAGCAUACUCUGAAUUUUCAAUUGGAAAUUGUACUUCUUGCAGCAGUUCGAUCUACGUCUCUCACAGGCUGGUGCAGGUGCGAGAAGUGCGUGUUGGAUCAUCACUUGUCGUAUGCAUCGACCGCGCAAACCGGCUGACCCAGACAUCAGUGCCAGCAGGGGCAAAGCCAAGGGGGGUCAAAACUCGAAAAGCCCCCCUGGUGUGGUAACACGCAUGGCAUUGAACAGCACCACCCAAGAUGAGGCGUGAACAACAGAAGAUCCCAAACAACCUUUGGAUUCGUGAACCCAGACAGGAGGUUAAACAAGCCUCACCAACACAUGGCGCAUGCCCUUUCCGUCGACAACUGCCAUGCUCGCUUGUCCAUGGGGCGGUCUAGCGAAGCUCCCAGUAGUGCGGGAGAUUGGGCAGAUUGGGCGUUCCUCCCGCGACCAGCGCCGCGGGCGAUUCAUGCGCGUAGGCCAAACGAGGACGAACGCAACAAUGCCUUGUUUGUCUGACAGUACUAGUGUUGGGCACCAGCAUCGAACGACAACACACACAUCAAGAAGUACACCCUGCCUGUCGGUGCCGGCUCUAUUAUAAUUAUUCGAUAAUUUCGAUCGCGCGACAUUUGAUUACUUUCGCGUACGUUGUACGUUCAUGUGCAGCCGAUUUUUUUUCCCUCGGGAAUCCACCGCAGCCGACAUGGUCCGAACCAACAAAUGCAUGUCUUACCCGGGCAGAGCUCGCAAUGCACCAUGCUUGCGUCAACCUGUACAUGCUUCCUUCACGGUCGUUUUGCGCGAGGAUGUAAAAAAGAGAGGUGCUACUGAACGGCGCUAGAUUACAAUCAACGUCCCAGCCGUUUAGUGCUUUUGUUCAGCUCAACGAACCCUUCUUCUUUCCCCGAUAUGCUAGAAGACUCGCAUCGCCAAGGAAAUUAGAUUGACAUGAAUUCUUCCCGCCGUGCGCAACUAGGCUGGCGUUGCAGGUAGGUACGCGUGCAAAUCAGUUUGCAACGUGUUUUGCCUCGAUUAUCUUUUUUAGGGCAUCUUUUGUCUCGUCGCCCAUCUUCCCAUCAUCAAUCACAGGGCGUUUUUGUUGUUGUUCCUGGCAUGGCGUUGAAAAGCACUGCGGAAGAGAGAGUUUCGGGCGUAACACGGCGGGCUCUUUUCGUUUCGAAUCUUCAACGCAAUCCAGUACUGAUAUCGGGAGGACGCCGCGUGCAUGUGGCCAAGACAAGGAUACAUCUACUUCUGACCUAUCUUGAGUACAUGAAUGAGAUGUUCGAAUUCCGUCAUGCCGCAACGUUUCUGUCGCAAACUGUUAAACAUCGAGCCACACCCGCCCCCGUCAUACUUUUCCACCCCACGUUUUCCACUCAUCAUCUCUCAAACAGCUGAAUACUUAUGGUAUCCUCCUGAAACAACGGCGAAACACAUGCAUGAAAUUCUUCCGAGGUAAGGCGUACCACCGGGGGUCAACCAUUGCUGCUAUGCAAUUGUCAAGAUUCUACUUUAUAUCGUCUGCAAUCAGCAACAAUAGCCACACAUGCCUUUCUCUAAAGGGACUUGAAGUGUUUUCUAACAUCGUGCCCUUGGUAUGUGCGUAUAUGAAUCGCACAUCCUAAUCCAACGCAGUUCAUCAUCAACGUCACCGACUUCAGAACGAAUGCCUCCAGCCUAAUCAUGAGGACUUGGGCGCCUGGUGGCGCCAAAAAUCCGGAGUCCUUUGUAUGAAAGUUAUGUUGCACCGUGGUCUAACUCUGCCUGUUUGUGUGAAACUGUUGGGACGACGCUCCCCCGAGUGACGGGAA
Ectocarpus sp. CCAP 1310/34 is the source of this 2017-nucleotide messenger RNA. The record is from the annotation of a GenBank genome assembly. NCBI's taxonomy places the organism in Eukaryota, Phaeophyceae, Ectocarpales, Ectocarpaceae.